AUGCCCUUUCUUUUCUCCCAUGUCUGCGACCUCCUCCAGCAGGCGGCCGAUCUUCCGCUUGUUCGCCGUGUCCAGCCUGAUUCUGUCCAAAAACUGAUCCGCGACUGGUUUAACCAGCACCGGCCUGCCAUCGAUGCACUGAUCCAUGACAGCAGUGCCGGUGCCGUCGACGGUGCAGCCUCUGCUGCUGCUAUUCUCUCGGCCCUCUUGCCCGACCAUCGCACAGACCGCGUCUAUGGCAUCCAGGCCAAGUCUCUCCAGCGCAUUAUCGCCCGGGCUCUUGGCCUUGGCCAUUCCAGAAUUGCCGAGUUGGCUCGCUGGACCCGACCUCCCGUCGACGGCGAUGCCGUUGACCUUGCCGACUGUGUUGAGUGCAUCCUGCGCCGGACGCCCAACUCACUCGAUGGCCCGUCUGUCUAUAUCGAGGACAUUGAUGCCAUCCUGAACGGCCUUGCUGCUAAUUGUCGAUUCAGCUCGCCGGCCAUCCGACAAAUUAGCCAAGCUCCCGCUUCCAGGGACUCCGCAGUUGUACCUUCAGCUUUCUCUAUUGCCAAUGCCGCAGACUCGAACAAAUCUGUGCUGAUGCGUGACCGUGUUCUUGGCCACCUCUAUCGCCGUCUUAGCGCUCGCGAUGCCAAAUGGCUGACGCGCCUUAUACUCAAGGACUACCGCCCCAUCGUGCUAGAUCAGGCGACCGUCUUCCGUGCCUUUCAUCCGGCUUUCCCCUUGGCGCUGCGCGUUCACAGCGACUUUGUCACGGCCAUGCAGUCGCUCGGUCAGGGCGAUACGGAAGGUCAAGAGCAACAAGAAGGAAAACCGGUGUCUCAAAGCGGAGCAAGUUCUGGCUUCUCCGGUUGCUUGGCCACUCAGCCAAAAGUUUCCCGAGCUUAUUCUCAUUGUCCCCGACUUGGUGUCAAGGUCGGCCGACAGCCAUGGGCCAAGGCCCGCAGCAUCAAGCAUUGCCUGGCCAUGGGAAAGGGGCGACGCAUGAGCUGCGAGCGGAAGCUGGAUGGUGAGUAUGUGCAGGUCCACGUCGAUCUUAGCAAGGGCCGGAAGAACUGCUUGCAGCUCUUUUCGAAGAGCGGCAAGGACAGUACGCGGGACCGCUUCCGAGUCCACAACUGCAUUCGGGCAUCGUUAAGGAUCGACGAGGACGACUGCCCCCUUAGCACCGGUUGCAUCCUCGAGGGAGAGAUGUUGGCGUUUAGUGAAAAGAAAGAGACUUGUCAUGCGGAGCGCUUCCGCCGCUUACAAGAGCUCAUCAUCUGUCGGCCGGGUUACGCGGAGCUUGUCUACCGCGAAGUCAUCGACUUUGGUAGCCGGGCGGCUGCGGAAAAACUACGGCAAUCCUUCUCCAGCUGUAUCUCGGCGCACCAUGAGGGUCUUGUGCUGAAGGCAGAGAGCGAUACGUACUUUGACUUCUCGCCACCAGGAUCCGGUCCACUAGAGUGGCCAUAUAUGCGCUGCUACGCCAUCAAGCUCAAGAAGGGAUAUGUCGGGCAGUUCGGCGAGUUCCACUUUGAUCGCACGUAUAUGGAUGUCAUCACAUUCGAUGAUCUGCAAACUGUGGCCAGGGACGAAUCGCUGAGGAAGCCCGAGGUAGAAACGGAUGGAGAAUUACAGGAAGACGAUCUUAUCAGCCAUCAUGAUUUCGCCGAGACUGGUCACGAAAACGGGGAAGAGAGGACCCAUUGGGCCACGCAACUCAAACACACAGAUUCCGGGGGGAUAGCUGUCGAUGCCGACACAAGCCAGUCAUCGGCAGUGGAUACGGCGUCGACAACUAGCGAGGCAGCAAGCCGAUUACCCGAUCAGAUUGCCAUUCCCAUCGUCGUUCGCAAGGGCUGCAUCGGACGAAAGGGAGAGCUCGGAGCAACUAUCACUCCCAUUGCUGCCAUCAUCACCGAAACCGUCGGCCGAGCAUCUGCCAUCUCCUUCGCCGCUGCUGAAUUUGUCGGCGCCGCCUGCCAAAUCAUUGGAUUUGCCCAGUCAACACCACGGGGUCGUCCAUGA
This is a messenger RNA of Grosmannia clavigera kw1407, 2013 nucleotides long. RefSeq names its product ATP dependent DNA ligase domain containing protein. Bases 1 to 2013 code for a protein of 670 amino acids. The transcript is spliced from 6 exons. Gene Ontology annotation, biological process: double-strand break repair via nonhomologous end joining; DNA recombination; nucleotide-excision repair, DNA gap filling. Lineage: Eukaryota; Fungi; Ascomycota; Sordariomycetes; Ophiostomatales; Ophiostomataceae. Gene Ontology annotation, molecular function: ATP binding; DNA ligase (ATP) activity; DNA binding. Gene Ontology annotation, cellular component: DNA ligase IV complex. The record is from RefSeq and is a predicted model, not a curated record.